UGAUAAACAGAAAAAUAACUGAAAACACAGCAUUUAAAUUAAGGUAAAACAUAUCCAUAAAUUCAUCAGUUUUUUUUUUUUUCCUGAACUGUUUAGCUCUUGAAACCCACAACUUUCACACACAUGUAGUUUCUCUUUAAAAAACAAUUUCAAAACAAUAAAUGUUAAACAAACAAAAAAGGGGAAAAAUAUUCCACGAAAGCACAAAAAGCACACUAUUAAGUGAUGAGUAAAACAGAUCAGAUUGAUUGGUUGUGAUUAGUGCAACAAAAGAUGAGCUGCUUUGGAACGAUGUGACCACUAGAUGGAGACAAAGUCCAAUACUCACUGUACCCAAGUCUUAAUUCAACUAGUAAAAAAGUGUUCAUUUGUAAAAUAUACAGUUUGAUAAAUAAAUAAAUAAAUAAAUAAAUAGUUAUUUGUCACUAUUUUUGUAACCACUGUAAUCCGUUCUUUUCUCAGACACAGUCACAAAUGUAUUAUUCAUAGCAUGUGUAUGUGUGUGUGUGUGUGGUAUUUGUGUUUGUUAUUCGUGUUAUUUGUCUGAAAUAAAUGAUUCAUCCAUUCACUCACGUCCUUCUUAUGAGCUUUACAUUAAUUUAUCAGAUCAGCUGUCAGUUCAUCAUUGUCGUGUUAAAGGCCAAAUGACUCACUGGUCUGCGUUACUGGUAAAAAAAAAAUAUCCCUACUGUAAAAGCUCUUCAUCUUCAUAGUGCUGUUAGAACUGUUGCUGAGAAGCUUUCAGUUAGAGUUUCAUGAUGACGAACCCAGUAUGGAUGACAGGACGGCCACAUUUUGGUCUGACAGAGCAAGUCUUGUGGAUAUUUCAUCUCAACAGGUUGCUCUCGUGUUGCGAUGGAAAGCUGCAGUUCUCAUCUGCAAUUUCGUCAAGCUAACACCUCACAAUGCUUCCCAUGAAGCGCGGAAAAUUGCGAUCCGCAGCGCCUGGCUGCACUGCGCCGCGUCCGGACAGUAAACAGCAAAACACGCAGCAAUCGUGUCACAACCGGAAGUUGAGAAAUCAUCUUUAGAAAUAAAUGUGGGUGGGUGGACAUGUCGACUUCUGAGUCGACUUCAAAUGUUUAUAAUUUCGAUGUUAAAAGUGAUAAGUUUGAGAAAAGAGAAGUCCAAAUUUCGAUAUAGACAGUAAUUAUUUUGGCUUUAAAGUUUGGAUUAUGUCUUGGAAUUUCACAAGUUAGGAGAGCCAGAGAACCCUUCUUAUCUUUUGAGUGUUUUAUUUUUGAAAUCCCGGCCGGAAGUUUGGAUUUCAAUCACUCUGAAUUGACAACAGGCGCACUUCAAUGCCAACUUUUGCAGCGCGCACAGGCGCACUGUUGUCUGCCAAACAAGGCUGCAUGGAACUGACAGGACUUCAUGCUGCAGUCAGGUCGAAGAAAACAGAUUUUCUCUUUCAUAACUAAUAUAUACACAUAUACAUUUAAUCUAGAGGAAUCUAGCGGCUACAUAAAGCGCGCCAGGGCGCCUGGUGACAUUUUCUGUGGAGAUCUCAUUCAGUUUCGAAGCGGGGCAAUCUUCGGAAUAAUGUGGGGAAUCCAGAGAAGUCGGUACGCGGACUGCAACGGCUCUGAAGCGAGUGAAGAGGCGGAGAUCGUGGUGAACAUCGGCGGAGUGAAACAGGUGUUGUAUGGCGACGUGUUGAAUCGGUUCCCGGAGACUCGACUGGCAGAGCUGGUGGACUGUUCUCUGAAGUCUCCCGAAGAGAUAUCCUCAUUGUGUGACGAUUAUGACCCAGACACCGGGGAAUUUUAUUUUGACAGGGACCCCGAGGCAUUCAAGUGUAUAGUGGAGCUGUAUUAUUACGGAGAGGUACACAUGAAAAGGGGCAUCUGCCCGAUUUGUUUCAUGAAGGAGAUGGACUUCUGGAAAAUCGGCGCAGAUUUUCUGGAUGAAUGCUGCAAAAGCCACCUUAAAGAGGUCCAGGAUGAACUUGCGGAGAUCGCAGAGAGAGUGAGAACUAUCUUGGUGGACAGAGAGGGAGACCCGUCGGCAGGAGGCUGCCAGCGCUUCCAGGCGUCGCUCUGGAGGCUGAUGGAGAAGCCGGAGUCCUCAGUGCCUGCGCACGUCAUUGCCAUACUUUCUUUCAUCUUCAUCCUCGUCUCCUCCGUGGUGAUGUGCGUCGGGACAAUCCCCGAGCUUCAGGUGGAGGACUCCGAAGGCAACCUCACUGAGCACCCGACUCUGGAGGUCAUCGAGACGGUGUGCAUCGGUUGGUUCACCAUCGAAUACCUCCUGCGUCUGAUCUCCUCUCCAAACAAGCUCAAAUUCGUCUUGUCCUUCAUGAACAUCAUCGACUUCAUGGCGAUCAUGCCCUUCUUCGUGGUGCUGAUUCUGACCUCCUUCGGCGCCGGAGUGAUGGAGCUGGCCAACGUGCAGCAGGCGGUGCAGGCUUUGCGCAUAAUGCGCAUUGCGCGCAUCUUCAAGCUGGCGCGCCAUUCGUCCGGUCUCCAGACGCUCACAUCUGCGCUGAAGAGCAGCCUGAAAGAGCUGGGUCUGCUCCUCAUGUACAUGGGGGUGGGGGUGUUCCUCUUCUCAGCGCUGGGCUACACCAUGGAGCAGAACCACCCGGACACGCUAUUUACCAGCAUCCCGCAGUCGUUCUGGUGGGCUGUGAUCACCAUGACCACUGUGGGCUACGGGGACGUGUACCCUAAGACCACUUUAGGCCGGUGUAACGCGGCCAUCAGCUUUCUGUGCGGGGUCAUCGCCAUAGCGCUGCCCAUACACCCCAUCAUUAACAACUUUGUGCUGUUUUACAACAAGCAACAGGUGCUGGAGACCGCAGCCAAGCAUGAGAUUGAACUGAUGGCGCUGCGCUCCACUGAAGGCGAACUGAGGGCUGCGCCCGAGCAUCAUGAACAUGUUUGCGGUACCCGGGUUUGGGACUCCUCCAUGAGCUCCUGUCACAGCGAUACGUUCCUACCUCUGCUGAAGGACACCAGCAGGGGAGGGCCGAGUAUGCAGACCCCGAGCAUGGAGACUAGCUUUGAGAGCACAGCAGAAGCCUCAGAAUAUUUCAUCUCAUGAAUUUGGAAAAAAAAAAAAAACUGUCUUAUCUGAUAAGAAAAAAAAAAAAUCUCCACAAGAUGAUCUAAUCACUAUUUUUUUGAAGUUCUAUAAAUGUAAGGGAGAUUGGUUAAGGAUUUGAAAACAUCCCCGCUCUCAACAUAAGAUUAAACAGAAAAAUGCAUUAGCUUUGGACUUGAUAAACUCACAGUGAACCCAGAUUUGCAUAUGGCCGCCAUUUGAACAGCCAUAUAGGCAUCUUACUUCAGCCAACAUUUAUGUAUGCUGCCUAAAUAGUUAGAAUAUUACCUGAUAAAGGGGGUCCCAGUAAGUAUGCAGGUCACAUUAGGCUCAACAACAACAUUAUUUGCAACUGAGGGGUUAUGGCCGUUUUUUCUGUCCUGGCAGCAAAAAUUUCCAUGUGGGACCACAGGUGUUGGGAAAAGUAAUAUUUACAAGGCCUUUUCAAAGUCAAUGUGUUUUUGCUGAGUCAUAUUAUUAUUACAUUUGUUUUCAUGUUGGAAAUAUGAAAGUAAACAUUUACACAUUGGACUCAUUAUGCAUAUGCAUAAGGCUGUAGGAAAUGGGCUGAAAUUAUUCCCCACAUGUGUUUUGCCGCAGCUUGAAUAAUUGCCCCAUGUUAUUUGCCUGUACUUUGCCUAUUGCAGGGAAUCCAUGUUUCCUGAAAGGUUUUCCCUAUGCCGGCAUCUCAUGCCAGCUGCCAUUUACAUAUGUGGCCCAAAAGGGUUGGAAAUAUUGAAGCUUUUGCUCAGUUGCAGUUGAUUCACUGUGAAAAGAAAAUGUAACUUUGCCUUUUUCAGUAAGUCCCUAUUUAAAGAAGGUUUUUCUUUGAAAAGCCGCUGCAUCUUAUCAAAGUUAACAUUUACACAUAAUGCCAGUAAGCUAUGGGGUUUAAAAUGGGCCUCAGCUGUGCUAAAUGCCCCCAUGUUAUUUGCCUAUAUGCCAGUCCUUUGAUAGAUAGCAGUGGGUUUAUGUUUGUUUAGCUGUUCUGUUCCAGCAGUCAGUUUUUCUCUCUUAGUCAUGUCAUGAGUGAGUGCCAAUAUUUAAGAAAUGGGGGCCAUUUUGAUAGGGCAAGGGUUGAAAAUAGGCCCUACAUGGGAAUGUAUGCAGGUUAUACGUUGUAUGUUUGCUCUUAUUUGAUGUAACUCAAAUCCGAGUACAAAGAUUACCCAUAUUUAUCCACUUCAUCUAUUUUGAAUGUAUGAGACCCCACAAGGACAUUUUUAGGAUCUCCUUCUGGUUUUGCUGAAAUGAGGUUCAUCUAGUAAACCCAAAUUGGACCCAUACAUGAAGCACAUUGUGAGCUCACACCCACCUACUACAGUAGCCAUCAAGUCUGAGCAAAAUCCACAAACACAUACUGGCUGUGAUUUAACACUCCCAUACAACUAAAUUUCACUUAUACUGUAGAUUGGUUUGUAGCUUUUUUUUUUUUUUUUUUCCCAUGUGAGGCAGCUUGUUCAGGAGAAAAUAAAAAAAAAAGUCAAAUACAUCAUGAUAACUGUAUAAGCAUAACAAAAAAGAAAAAUCUGAUUGUACUGUGAGCUUGUGAUUUAAUUAUGUACAUUUCACUGGAGUUGCUGGAAGCAUGGAUUUGGAGAUGCAAGCCCUCAAGGACUCUUAUAUGUUGUUUAUCACC
This is a messenger RNA of Poecilia latipinna (sailfin molly), 4684 nucleotides long. RefSeq names its product potassium voltage-gated channel subfamily F member 1-like. Gene Ontology annotation, cellular component: voltage-gated potassium channel complex; membrane. The record is from RefSeq and is a predicted model, not a curated record. NCBI's taxonomy places the organism in Eukaryota, Metazoa, Chordata, Actinopteri, Cyprinodontiformes, Poeciliidae. The transcript has a single exon. The coding region runs from base 1375 to 3045 and encodes 556 amino acids. Gene Ontology annotation, molecular function: voltage-gated potassium channel activity. Gene Ontology annotation, biological process: action potential; protein homooligomerization; potassium ion transmembrane transport.